CGGGGCUGCAGUGCGCAGGCGCAGGCGGGCGCGGCGGCGUGGUCCCCAUGGCGCUGCAGUAGCGUUGGUGGUGCGUGGGAGCCGGGAUGAGCGAGUCCGAGGCGGACCGCUGGGCGUGGCUGCUGGUGCUGAGCUUCGUGUUCGGGUGCAACGUGCUGCGGAUCCUCCUGCCGUCCCUGUCCUCCUUCGUGUCCAGGGUGCUGCAGAAGGAUGCAGAACAGGAGUCGCAGAUGAGGGCGGAGAUCCAGGACAUGAAGCAGGAGCUGGCCACUGUCAACAUGAUGGAUGAAUUUGCCAGAUAUGCCAGACUGGAAAGAAAGAUCAACAAAAUGACGGACAAGCUCAAAACUCACGUGAAAGCACGGACAGCUCAGUUGGCCAAGAUCAAAUGGUUUAUAAGUGUCGCCUUUUACAUACUGCAAGCAGCAUUGAUGAUCUCGCUCAUCUGGAAGUAUUACUCCGUCCCUGUGGCCGUGGUGCCCAGCAAGUGGAUCACCCCGCUAGACCGCCUGGUGGCCUUUCCUACUCGAGUGGCAGGUGGAAUUGGAAUCACCUGUUGGAUUUUAGUCUGUAACAAAGUUGUGGCUAUUGUACUCCACCCUUUCAGCUGAGCGGAGAUGUGCGGCUACAGAACUUUACCAGAAGGGUUUUGAUGACCACACAGAAGUCCACAGGCUCUUGUCUUUUGUGUUUUGGAAUAUGCUUGUUUUUGUCUGUCACCUGGGGGUCUUAUUCAAGUCAGGAUUUUCUACACUUGUUAUUGAGCCAGAAAAAGACCGGUAUGACAGUUAGUGUGUUGUUGACAUAGUUCUGGGCCCUUGUGGGCUGUGAACCGUCAAGUGGCAUUUGCAUGCUGGGGCUUGCUCUGAGCGUGGCUUGGUUUUUUUGCCAGCUGCACGGACUUUCCUAACAACUCCAAUAGUGUUAUUUUCUGUGUGUGUUUUUCUUUUUUUUUUGCACCACAAACAAAAACACUUUAGUGUUCUAGAAAAUAUUGAAAUGAUGUCCACAUCAGUAGUUUCUGCAGACAUGACCUAUGAUCCUGGGUGAGAUCAGUCCGUGGGCAAAGGUGCUGUUGCUGAGGUCCCUCCCCAGGGCACCUGCGGGUUCUGCUCUGCCCUCACAUGAUGCCACCACAUCUGGGUCCCGACACACAACACACAUCGUGCAAGGGAGAACCAAGUCCACAACUGUCAUCUCUGUGGGUGAGCGCGCACACACACACACACACACAUACUAAGUAUAGCUUUUCAGAAACACGAACAGUCUUCAGUCCUAUGUAUUUGGGAUCCCUUUGAAAUAGACCAUCCAUUUAGAAAAGACUUACAUUCAGGAUUUGGGAUGGUGUCAGGAUUGUGUACUGUCCCAUACCUUCGACUGCUCUGUUUCUGUACACGUUGGCUACACAGAGUUAUGACUUCAUGUCAGUUUGAAGAAAUUCCUCAUUUCUCACAGCAGGGUUUAUGAGAAAUGAUAAACUUAGACUGUUUCUGUGUUAUGUGCAUUCAGCCUUGUAUGAUAUUGGCAGUUGGCAAAUUGUUUGGUGUGUGCUACGCUCCGUGGACACGUCCUAUCUGAACGUCUUCCCGGGUGCAUCUUAUGCAGUGCUCUCAAACUGAAUCCCACAUCACCCCAGACCUUCUCUGGAGUGAUACAUAGUAAUCUUUUUGGAAAUUUGUCUAGUCCUCAGAGUUCUGCAUUUUGAGUUUUUUUUGAGCAAGAUCUAGGUAAACAUUUUCUAACUACACCUUACAAAUAUCUCAAAAGAAUUAAAGUUCAUGGCAGUUGCUCAGAUAUUACAUCUAAGUCCUGUUUUUCUGAUAUAAAAUAAUAUGGGAAAUUUUAAAUUAAUUUUCUUAUAUUUAUUUAUUAUUUUUAUUACAUUGUGUGUCCCACAGUGUGUGUUUGGGAGUCAGAGUACAACUUUCAGGAGCUAGUUAUUUUAGUUAAUUUUAAAGACUUUUUCAGAUUGUUCAGUGAAUCAAUAAAUUAUUAUGAAAAAAUUUCUUAAAUUCUUAAUGACUGGAACUAUUGCUGGACCUCACAGCUAAAGUACAUACACUUUGAGAUCACAUAAGACUUCAAGGCUGCGUUGUACUCAGCUUGUUUAACCGGGUUUGAUACAGCAGCAGAACCACAGCUUUAACUGUGCUGAAUUCCCUAUGUGAUCGGCUCUCACAAGCUAAGUUAGUGCACAGUUGUAAUCUACACUGUCUGUCUGUGCACCUGGUGCUCUGUUAAUACAUUUUCCAAGUGGCAAGGAAAAUAUUUAACUGCCAACUUUAA
Molecule: messenger RNA, 2286 nt
Organism: Myodes glareolus (Bank vole)
Lineage: Eukaryota; Metazoa; Chordata; Mammalia; Rodentia; Cricetidae
Gene: Get1
Product: guided entry of tail-anchored proteins factor 1
Biological process (GO): tail-anchored membrane protein insertion into ER membrane
Cellular component (GO): GET complex
Molecular function (GO): protein-membrane adaptor activity
Source: RefSeq, a predicted model, not a curated record